AUGGGCGGCGAAGAUACGAAAUCAAGUGAGGCAAGAUUUACGAAUGUGGGUCAUCUGAGGCAGUUUACACUCAAUUCAGACUGGAAGAUUUUUUAUACUCAGUUGACGCAAUAUUUUGUGGUGAACAACAUCACAGACGACAAAAUUCAACAAGCUCUACUGAUCAAUUGUUGCACCGAAGAAUCAUACAAGUUGCUGGAGAAUCUAUGCGUUCCAGAAGAUCCAACGAAGAAAACAUUCAGGGAGUUAAUUACACUGUUUGACAAGCAUUUUGUCCCCCCCAAGUUACAUUUCCCAGAGAGGUAUAAGUUUUAUCAUGCAGUACGAGGGCGAGACGAAGAGAUAGUCGAGUGGGCGUCCCGAAUCCGACAUUUGGCGUCGAAGUGCAAGUUCGGGGCGGAACUACAAGUGGUACUGAGAGAUCGCUUUAUCAUGGGGCUUGGCGAAGGAGUUAUUUUAGAUCGCUUAUUGGAGGAAGAUGUGAGUAACCUCACGUUGCAGCAAAGUGUCGAUAUUGCGGCUAGUAAGGAGGCGUCGAGGCACCGUUAUGUAUUGGACUCAGAAAGGUCCCGGAAGAAGGAAGAGGCGGAAAUGUUCCAGUUGUCUCAUCAAAAAAUUUGGAGAGAGUCACAAGGCCAGGGAAGAGAGUCAAAAAGUUUAAGAAGAGGCAACGGUCGUGUGACAGGAAAGGCGGAAUUUGGGGCUACUUCCCAGCUAGCAGCCAAGUCAGGAUCGCAGUUAUGGUGUAAGGUUUGCGGUAAAAAGGGACACCAUGUCAGUAAGUGUCGUUAUCAGAAUUACAUAUGUCAUAUUUGUGGAAUUCGAGGUCAUUUAGCAGCGGUUUGCUCAAGUUCAAAGAAAGGUGGCAGGUCAAGUCAUAAUUUUUUGUCGACGGAGGCAGAAGAAACCAUGUUCAGGGUGCAGACGAACGAGGUCAGGUACGCGCCAAUUCAGGUAGAAGUCGAAGUUGGUGAGGACAAGUUAAGGUUUGAAUUUGACAGUGGUGCAUCUGUGUCGGUAAUUUCUGAAAAGUUUUGGAGUGAACAUUUUUGUAAUUUAGCAUCAAGGUCAGACGGUAAAUGGUUGUCCAAUUAUAAUGGACAGAAAAUUGUACCAUUAGGUUAUGUCGAAGUGGAAAUUAAGUUUAAAGAUUUGCGCCAUAAGUUGAAGUUGUAUGUCAUUAGAAACGGAGGUCCACCUUUACUAGGUCGAGAUUUUUAUUACAAAUUUAAUCUGGAAUUUUUAAAUAAAAUUGAGUCCGCAAAUAAUAAUAAUGGGAGCGUCGCGGAAUUGUUAGGGCAAUUUCCGACAGUUUUUUCAGAUCAGUUAGGGUUGUUCAAUAGGAGCACCAUACGGUUAAAUAUUUCAGAAAAAGCACAGCCUAAAUUUUAUAAACCUAGGCCGUUACCGUUUGCAAUUAAAGACAAGGUGGAGCAAGAACUGGAGCGGUUAGUUAAGUUGGAAAUUUUACAACCGGUUAAUUUUAGUCAUUGGGGAACGCCUAUCGUUCCGAUCAUUAAAAAAGAUGGCACCGUACGGAUAUGUGCGGAUUAUAAAAUCACAGCAAAUUUAGCGGUAGAGGCGGAUUUGUUUCCUUUACCUAGGAUUGAGGAAAUUUUUGCAAAAUUGAAAGGAGAAACCUUCACGAAGUUAGAUCUUUCACGAGCUUAUCAGCAAAUAGGGUUAGAUGAACAGUCAAGAGAAAUUACGACAAUUUCAACGCAUAAGGGGUUAUUUCAGUACACGCGCUUACCGUUCGGGCUAGCAUGUGCACCAUCUAAGUUUCAAAGAAUAAUGGAGACGAUUUUACAAGGGUUAGAUGGGGUGUGUUGUUUUCUCGAUGAUAUUUUUAUUACGGGAGAGAAUUUUAGCCAGCAUGUAGAGCGAGUGCACGCGGUGUUGACUAGAUUACAACAUUGCGGGUUAACCAUUGAAUUUUCGAAAUGUGCAUUUUUCCAAGAUAGGGUAACGUAUUUAGGAUACGUGAUUGACAAGACUGGGUUACAUCCUUGUGAGGAUAAGGUGAGAGAUGUCAAGAACACUCCACGACCGCAGAAUGUUAAGCAAGUGAAAGCUUUUUUAGGGUUGGUAAAUUAUUACAAUAAAUUUAUACCUAAUAAUGCGAGUCUGUUGCACCCAUUAUAUGAAUUGCUCAAGAAGGAUACACAGUUUGUGUGGUCGGAGCAUUGCGAACGAGCUUUCAUGCAAGUAAAAGAAAUAUUGACAUCAGAUCGAGUGUUAGCGCAUUAUGAUGCGACAUUGCCAAUAGUUUUAACGACUGAUGCAUCAGAGCAUGGGGUUGCAGCUAUUAUUUCGCAUACAGAUCAUAAGCCUUUGGUUACAAUUUUUGGCCCUAAACGAGGCUUACCAGUUUUAGCGGCGAAUCGUUUACAGCGUUGGGCGUUAAUAUUAGCGAAUUAUGAGUACGAUAUUAGGUUUAUCAAGUCAAUGGAUAAUAAUGCCGAUGCGUUGUCGCGGUUACCAGUAGCAGACGAGUUUACGGAACCAGCUGCUGACUAUACUUAUUUUAAUUAUAUUUUUUCUAACUCAGACCUACCUAUCGACAGUGCUUGUAUCGCAUCGGAGACUGUGAAGGACAAGGCAUUAAGUAAGGUGUUGAAAUAUCUUCAAAAAGGGUGGCCGAAACGUAUAACCAAGGAGUUAAAGGGGUACGAACAGUACAAGAAUAAUCUCACCGUAGAAGGGAAUUGUAUUUUGUUUGGUUAUAGAGUCGUGAUUCCAAAAGCGUUGCGGCAUAAUAUUCUUCAGGAGCUACAUAGAUCCCAUAUGGGAAUUGUGAAAACAAAAAGUUUAGCACGUUCGUACGUGUGGUGGCCUAAUAUGAGCACGCAAAUAGAAAAUUUUAUUGCAAAUUGUCCAAAUUGUUUAAAGUUGCGGGAGGCUCCCGGUUUAAGUAAACUAAUGCCAUGGUCAAUUCCAGAUUCAGUUUGGGAACGUAUACAUAUAGAUUUUUUAGGGCCGAUUUUCAAUAAACAAAUUUUAAUUGUGGUGGAUGCGUACAGUAAAUGGACAGAAGCGUUUGUUAUGACAAACAUCUCAACUCAAGCAACCAUUAAUGUUUUGCGAAGUUUGUUUGCGAGGUUUGGGUUUCCCAAAACCAUUGUGUCGGAUAAUGGCAGAGCUUUUACAUCGGAAGAAUUUGAAAAUUUUUUGCGAGUUAAUGGUAUCCGAUUUAAAAGAUCAGCUCCAUAUCACCCCGCUACGAAUGGUCAAGCGGAGAAUUCUGUUAAAACGGUCAAGAGGGCGUUAUACAAAUGUUUAAAAGAUGACAAUCUUGCAAAUUUUAAUUUAGCGUUAAACAAAUUCCUUUUGGAUUAUAGAAAUACGGUUCAUUGUAUGACUGGUCAAUCACCAGCAAUGUUAAUGUUAGGUAGGAAUUUAAGAUGUAGACUAGAUUUGUUACGACCCGACACCAGGGCCGUAGAUGUUGGUAAGGCAGGCUUGCAGCAAACGUGGCGUAAAAAGCAAGCUCAGGCAGUUAAACAUUAUAAAGCACGUGAUUAUCGCCACGCCAAGCCAGCUUGGUGUGCAGGCAGCAUUGUCAAGGUGUUAGGGCCGCGCACCUAUUUAGUAGAAAUAACGGAAGGUUAUGUGUGGAAACGACAUAUAAAUCAGCUGUUAGUCAAUAGGGCACUACGGAAUGUACAAGAUAAGAACGUAGAUACUGAGGAUAAGAACUAUGUAGAGGAUAGGAAAAUUCUGUUAGAUUGUAAGAUUGAUCAGGACGUGCAGGAUAAUCAAACAGAGUUGUCAAAAGAAAGCUCUUUAGUCACAAAGCUGAGACGGCGUAGUCAAUUGAAACCGCCAGACCGUUUCCGAUACUAA
Molecule: messenger RNA, 3846 nt
Organism: Zophobas morio
Lineage: Eukaryota; Metazoa; Arthropoda; Insecta; Coleoptera; Tenebrionidae
Exons: 3
Coding region: 1-3846 (1281 amino acids)
Biological process (GO): DNA integration
Molecular function (GO): zinc ion binding; nucleic acid binding
Source: RefSeq, a predicted model, not a curated record